AUGGCAUCUCACAAUAGUGCACGCCUUUCUGGGGCGUUUCAGAAUGCCAAACAAGAGUUCUUGGCGUCACUCAAAGACCCCUCACUAUUCGACAGCGUCCUGAACGUUACCUCGAUGCAGGAUGUUUAUAAAUUUACUACUCAACUUCAGGAGAAACAAAGUAAAUCCAAUGGGCUACGGAAUCUUGGCAAGAUCAAGCCAUACUUGGAUCGAUUGAAAGAGUAUGCCAGAGUCAUCGAGGUGUUUGUUUCGGCGAAGCCCGAAAUUUUGGCGUUGAUUUGGGGGCCAAUCAAGCUUCUCCUACAAAUGACAGAGAAUUUUACAAAGACUUUUGAUGCUAUCGUGGAAGCUAUAGCUGUCAUUGGGAACAAGCUACCACUAUUCGAGGCCUAUACCGUGCUUUUUGAGGAGAAUGAUCGAGUCACCGAUGUGUUAGUAUUGUUCUACAAGGAUAUCUUGGACUUCUACGAAAUUGUGUUGAAUUUCUUUGCCUCGAAGCGUUGGGGUUUGAUAUUCGAUUCUGUCUGGCCAAGACACAAAGACAAAAUCAAUGUCGUCGUCAGCAGUAUUGAGCAGCAUUGUCUACUGAUGACAGACCAAGUGACUUUGGAGAAUAUCAGUGGGGCGCAUAGAGCCCGAAUCGAAGACAUGAAACGAUGGCAGCAAACCUUUGAAUUCCAGGAGCGGCAAGACUUCAAAAGCGUCGAAGACUACAUCUCGCCAAAGUUCUAUGACGAUGAGCUCGACAGAUUACAACGGACAAUCUGUGAGCGAACCGGACGCUGGCUUCAAAGGGAGCAGACGUUGAAAAAAUGGAUUGACACAGGUGAUAAAUCAACAAGGGUUGUCUGGCUGCAAGGGAUACCCGGAGCAGGAAAAACUCACAUUUCAUCCAUUAUUGUGGACAAGUUGAGAGGUCUAUCACGCACAACACUAUUUGCAUUUCUGAGCUACAAGCAAGGUAACGUGUCGACGGUUUCGAUCAUACACUCCCUAAUAUUCCAGAUGGUUAUUGGAAUGGAGCAUUUUGAUCAAACUCUGAAACAAGACCUACAAGCUAAGCUCGUUGCCGCUUUCCAGUCAAGUCGAAGGAACCUGAAAAGUAACACCAGGUUUGCUCUCGAAACCUUGACAGACUUACUCAAUUGUGUUAGCCCAACCUACAUCAUCAUUGACGGUCUUGAUGAACUUCCUGAGAGCAACUGCAGGGUGGAAACUCUGAAGGAACUCCUAGAUAUGUUGAAGGGCUCGACUGAAACACGACUACUCAUCAGCAGUAGAGCAUCAGAUGAAAUUGCUGCAGUGUUAAAGACCACUUCAAAGGUUAUUCGCGUCGAUGACAAUAACAGUGGCUGCAUCCAGGCAUACGUCUCCGUGAAAAGUGAAGAGUGGCUCACCCAAUCUGGAUUUGAUGAACAUGCGUGUUCAGAGAUCAGGAGUUUGCUGAUCCCACUAGCGAAAAAAGCGAAAGGCAUGUUUCUGUACGCAAGAGUGGUGAUAGACAACAUUCAAAUGUGCCAGACCUUUGAUCUAGUUCAAAAUGAAUUAACAGUUCUCCCGGAGAGCUUGGAUGAAGCGUAUGCCCGUGUUUUCCAGCGCCUUAAUGAUCUGCAACCUUCGUUGAAGGUGAUGUCUCGACGAGCCCUGGGAUGGAUAGGAUGCUCUCCAAUUCCAAUAAAAAUCCAGGAACUCAGUUUUGCUUUGAGUCUCAACCUUGACCAAGAUGGUGAACUGCCUCGCUCCCAGAGCGUGAUAAAUAUUGUUCGGCUUUGUGGGCCUAUCGUUGAAACCUCUGAUGAUCAUGUUUACUUCGUGCACUUCACCGUUAAGGAGUGA
Penicillium robsamsonii is the source of this 1836-nucleotide messenger RNA. Its product is annotated as NACHT domain protein. NCBI's taxonomy places the organism in Eukaryota, Fungi, Ascomycota, Eurotiomycetes, Eurotiales, Aspergillaceae. The transcript has 5 exons. The coding region runs from base 1 to 1836 and encodes 611 amino acids. The record is from RefSeq and is a predicted model, not a curated record.